Molecule: messenger RNA, 2524 nt
Organism: Nothobranchius furzeri (turquoise killifish)
Lineage: Eukaryota; Metazoa; Chordata; Actinopteri; Cyprinodontiformes; Nothobranchiidae
Gene: agfg2
Product: ArfGAP with FG repeats 2
Biological process (GO): acrosome assembly; intermediate filament organization; spermatid nucleus differentiation
Cellular component (GO): membrane; cytoplasm; cytoplasmic vesicle
Molecular function (GO): GTPase activator activity
Source: RefSeq, a predicted model, not a curated record
CCUCAGUGCAGGCUCGCGCUGGUGUGAAGCCGCAUCAAAAGCGUUUCCAUAAUAAUGCGCGCGUGAGGCGCUCCGUGUAGUAAACGGAGAGGCAUUCUGGGAGGAGGAGGCGGAUACUCUUGAGUCUGGCGGGCACCGGCCCAGAAUAAAAUGUCGAACCGCAAGCACCGGGACAACCAAGAAAUCUGCGCCCGCAAGGUCCGGGAGCUGGCCCAGUCUGGGGUAAACAAACACUGCUUCGAGUGCAGCCAGCCCGGGGUGACAUACACCGACAUCACGGUGGGCAGCUUCGUCUGCACGUCGUGCUCCGGAAUGCUGAGAGGCCUCAACCCUCCCCACAGAGUCAAAUCCAUCUCCAUGACCACUUUCUCCCAACAGGAAGUGGAAUUCCUCCAAAACCAUGGCAACGAGGUGGGGAGAAGAACCUGGCUGUGUGUGUUUGAUCCAAAGGCUGAUGGCUUCUCCGACUUGAAGGACUCUCAGAAGUUCAAGGAGUUUCUUCAGGAUAAAUAUGAAAAGAAAAAAUGGCAUUUUUCCAAAAGUAAGAACCGGAGGGAUGUGGAGGGUCCGUGGAGUCCAGGCCUGCAGGCUGUGCCCCCUUCUCAUGGUCCUCUAACUGGCCAGGGGCCCCCGCAUAACUUACCCCCUAAUGCCAGAUCUACAAGACCGCUGUCUCAGUCCCAGUUGCCGUCCUGGGAUCGGGCUCCUGUCAUCUCACCUGCCGACAUGAGGACGGACGCCUUCACGGCUCGACCGUCACGCUCCCAGAGCUUCAGAGACCCCCCUCUGAAAGAUUCUGCCCUGUGUGGAAUAGAAAGACAGCGGCCAGGGUCUUUGUCAUCAGCGCUAGGAGGUCAAAGCCACACCCCUUCGUUCCCCGCCCUUCCACGGCCUUCAGCCAGCAGCUCGUUCAAAAACCACUUCACUUUAGGUCGUACGGUGUCUGUCUCAGGGGUAACGGGUCCCUUCAGAGCUUUCCCCAAGUCCCUCAGCGUGGAUUUUGGAGGUCUGAACCACCCUCAGCCUCCGCCUCAGUCUCUGUCUCAGCCUCGGCAGCAGCAGCCUGCCAGCAUCAGCCAGACUACAGUAGCAGUCGGCAGCUCCGGUGGUCAGGACAAGUACGCUGCCGUGUCUCACCUGGAUAGCGUCUUUUCUGAAACAUCGACUGCAGCUCCACCUGGUGGCCCUCCACAGUACAGCUCUCUUUUUGGCAGCAGGCUGUCAUCUAGCUCCACUCCUGCCAGCUCCCCCGGUGUUGAUGCUGCUCCUGGCUCCCAAACGUUUGGAAAUUUCCCAAACCCGUUCAGCUCGGCCUCCCAGCAGCCUGCCGCCCUCUCGCCCAGUAACCCUUUCAGCACCGCCUCAGGAGGUGACUCCACUGUGUUCGUCACUUCGCCCACCUCAGUUUUUCCUCAGUCAGCUUCUUUCCCAGCAGCCACCUCUCAGAACGCAUUUCCUCAUGAGUCUGCCACCAAUCAAGAAGCCAAUGGUUUUGUUUCCUUCCCUGCUUCUGACUCUCAGCCCAAAGUCCCUCGGCCCAUAUCUGUGAACCCCUUCACGGGGAAUGUUUACCCCAGUCGGGGGACGUCGAGAAACCCUUUCAUCUGACCGCCCACCCCUCACCCAGCCCACCUCACUUCUCUGAGAACCAAAGGAGUGAACUUGAGGAGUCGCUGCCAUUUCAAAGCCUCUGGAGUAUUUUUCACCAUGUGGGGGACCUCUUCUGUCCUUCUCCUUGUCCUCUGUGUCUGUGUUUACGUGUUUGUGGAGGAAACAGAAAAACGUGUGAAUGUAUUUAGGAAGUUGUACGUAUGAUUGUGUUUGUCUGAUCUGAUGUGUUUGUAAAGGUGUUUGUGUGCUAGUAAGACGCCACCUCAGGGCUCUGUGGGAGUCGCAAGCGAACAAUGCCUCUUCGAUUUUACCCCAUCUCUCUCUCUCUCUCUCUCUCUCUCUCUCUCUCUCUCUCUCUCUCUCUCUCUCUCUCCUCCCACUCACACACACACAGACACACACGUUGCUGCUGCUGCUAUUGUGCUUUCAUCUCCUGCUUAAAGAAAUAAACACGUUCUCUGCUUUAAUACCGACACUUUGACCCUCCAUCACGAGUUUUUACAAAUGGUUUCAACAGCCUUAACCUCCUGAUGCAUGUAAAUGAGUGUCUUAAGGUAAGAUGUGUGUGUGUGAGAAACAUUUUUGCUUCUAUUUUAUUGUCAGAAAAUUGAUUUGUGUUGAUCUGUUUUUCCACUCUCAGGCUGCAUGCGCUUAGAGGGCUACAAGGAGAUGCUAAUGAAUGUAAAAGCAAAGUUCAGACAAAAACUACAAAAAAUGUAUUAAAAUUUCAUAACUUCGUUUUCUGGACCAAAAUGCUUUUUUUCUUUGUUUUUUAAUGCAGUUCACAUAAAGGCAAAGUAUUAUUUCAUUUAUUUUGCCAAAAGUAAAAUAAAAGAAGACCGUUUCAUGUACUGACCUCUUUGUAAUGACAAGCAUUCAUAAUCAUAAAAUCAACUUGUUGCCUAUUCCUAAA